Messenger RNA from Penicillium angulare, 885 nucleotides. RefSeq names its product sulfotransferase family protein. NCBI's taxonomy places the organism in Eukaryota, Fungi, Ascomycota, Eurotiomycetes, Eurotiales, Aspergillaceae. The record is from RefSeq and is a predicted model, not a curated record. The coding region runs from base 1 to 885 and encodes 294 amino acids. The transcript is spliced from 4 exons.
AUGUCUCGCGUGGUAGAUCAAAUACCAACACCCACUGAGGUCCGACGAAAGAAGGUCAUUGUGCUCAGUUUAAGUCGAUCUGGAACUCUUGGUCUUUAUCGCGCACUGCAAAUCUUGGGCUUUAAACCAUACCAUGUUUACGAAUGUUUCAUUGUCAAUGGCACAGAGCAUACCAAGAUAUUCACGGAGACCGCAAUUGCUCAAUUUAACCGCCUAUCCGGGAUUAAGAGAGCCACGCGUGCAGACUGUGAUAAAUGGUUUGCCAAUUAUGAUGCUAUCGUUGAAGUGACAAGCUUGUUGAGCACCGAAGUCCUAGAGUCUUACGCCAAAGACCCCGACGUGAAGUUCAUUCUCACCGAAAGAGAUCCCAGAAAAUGGGCUUUGUCAAUCAACAACUCUGGCGGAAAGGCAUUUCAAGCCGUCAGCAGCUUUCCGUUGAACAUCCUGAAGUAUUUUGAUUCGCAGCUGUACCAUUUCAUCGAGCCGCACCUCGUCAUGUAUAAUGCCUUUGCAUCUGGCACUCGCCCUGGAGAUACGGACAACGAAGAAGUACUCUGCCAGUUCUACAACGAUUAUAUUCACAUGGUCAAGGCGACUAUUUCUGCAGAUCGUCGACUUGAUAUCCAAUUAGACCGAGACGGGCUGGGUUGGGAUGAUAUUUGCUCUUACCUCGAGCUUCCAAAACCUGAACAGGACUAUCCUGACCGUAACCAACCUGCCAAGUUUCAAGCCUUGUUUGAGGGUUUUUUGAAACCAAGGGUUGCCCUCGCAGCAAUGCGAUGUGGUGCUGUUAUUGUAGCCACCAUUGGGGUUUGUGGAUGGGCGUCCAUGAAGUACGGUCCAUUAGUCCUUCAAAAUGUUACUCAUUGUGCACGAGCAUGGUGA